CUUGUUUGCACCGAACACGAACAAUGGUCUGCAUAUGGACGCACCGCUUUCCGCACCAACAGAUAAUUGUUGAGCUUGAACACUGCAUUCUCUUAUCCUUGUCAAGGUCAGAAACCUGAUAUGCCGUGCAUGUCCCGACGGCGACGGUGCCGACGGUCAGUUGCCGGCAACGUGGAAAGUGAUCGACCUCGUACAUGCUGCGGAGGCACAUUGGGCAUCUGGUGAUCCAGUGCGUCAUCACCAACGUCAAUCAUGUUCCCCAUGGGGAAGGUCUCUGACUAUGCCCUUGCAAUGCUUCGCUGAAAGCUUGAUUCAUAAGUGCGACGAGAGUCCAUCUCCUUCUUGUACAUUCAGGUCCUUUACCUUGCGUCUUUCCUGUGUCUUUAUCGGAAGUGUUCGCUCGAAGCUGCCAACAUGCCUGCUCAAACAGGUACACAAAAACUCACUGGCGGGUGGUUGAUUGCUGCAAUCACCUCAGUAUGCUCCGCAGGCUUCCUUCUCUUCGGGUAUGAUCAAGGUGUCAUGUCAGGAGUCGUCAUCUCCAAAUAUUGGCUCGAUCAGAUGGACAACCCGAGUUCGCUGAUGGUCGGAACCAUGACAGCAUUAUACGAUGUUGGCGCCGUCUUUGGCGCCAUCGGUGCUGCUUUCACUGGGGAGCAACUCGGACGGAAGAGGACCUUGCUGCUUGGGACGAGUGUGCUCAUCGUCGGGACAAUCCUCAUGGCAAGCAGCUAUGAGCGCGUCCAGUUCAUGAUUUCCCGCAUCUGCACAGGUAUUGGCAUCGGCUACAUCACCUCUGUUACGCCUGUGUAUCAGGCUGAGAUCAGUGCUGCCGCUCAACGUGGCUGGCAGGUGUGCUGUCAAUUGACUACCAUGCUUGGGGGAUUGAUGCUUGCCUACUGGCUCAAUUAUGGGUUUUACUUCGUUCACAGCAGUGCCCAGUGGCGGUUCCCUUUGGCUUUCCAGCUCGUGUUCGCCAUCUAUAUCCUGGUGGUUGCUCCAUGGCUGCCAGACACACCUCGUUGGCUGAUGCGUCAUCGAACCGAGUCGGAAGGUCUUGCGGUCCUGGCCAAACUUCGCGGUCGUGAUGAGAACGACCAACUUGUGCAAGCUGAAAAGGACGAUAUCAUGGAGGCCAUUACCAUUGAAGCGAAGGAAGAAGGCUCAUGGGCUGAUCUAUUCCGCAGCAAUGGCAUUUCGGCCAACAAGCGAUUCUACCUGGCGCUCGGAAUUCAGUUCAUGCAGCAAAUGUCUGGCAUCAAUAUUGUCACUUACUACGCACCAACCCUGUUCUCCACCUCCUUGAACAUGACUCAGGAGAAGUCAAUCCUCAUGGGUUGUUUCUUGCAACUUUGGUACAUUAUCGCCUCUUUCUUGACUUGGUACACCAUCGAUCGUGUGGGACGACGUCUUUUGUUCAUAUCAAUGGCCCUUGGCAUGUGCCUUGUUCUUGUCGCCGAGGCCAUUUGCGUCAACAGGAUCGAGGCCGCCGACUACCACAACACCUCGGCUGGAGUUGCCGCCGUCUUCUUCGUUUUCGCGUUCGAGGCAUGCUUUACUUGGGGAUGGAUGGGAACUGUUUGGACAUACCCCCCGGAAAUUCUCCCCCUGAAGAUUCGCGCAAAAGGCGCCGCUUUGGCUGCUGGAGCUGAUUUUCUCGGGAAUUUUCUCGUGGUUGAGGUCACCCCUGACGGUGUCAAGAACCUUGGAUGGAAGUUCUACAUUGUCUGGGCAGUUUUGAACCUGGUCAACGCCAUCAUCGUCUGGAUGUUCUAUCCCGAGACUGGCGGUCAGCCGCUGGAAGCCGUCGAUGUGCUCUUCGUUGAAGAUCACCAGAGGAGAAACUCAAGUCUAUACAUUGCGGACGACGUUGAGGACGAAAAACCAAACGUCCUGCAGAAACUGCAAUGGAGCAUUGUGCGGAAGGCUGACAGACAGGUCAAAGCAUACAAGCGAACCGGGGGUCGAAGGACAACUCGGCCCAUUGGCGACGAAGCGGUGGACGGCAGAAAGGCGCAGACGAGCGGAGUAGAACAUCUGGCCAAAUAGCUGCUCCCUGUUGCAAGAACAGGCCAAUCUAAAGAAGGAGGAUGCCUCCGUCGAUGUGUCGCCGUGAUGUAAACGUGUCGCCGAGAACUUGGAGAGUCUCUUAUACUUCUCCGCUCUGAUCGGGAAUGUGUCCCGUAGUGCCAAACCGAGAAAGGGGCUUCAUUAGCCCAUCUAGAAUAGCAUGGAUCAAUAUAUGGACAACAGAAAAAUCCGCGUCUUUCUUGUUGCAGCAACGGUAGCCACGGAUACCAACGUCAGCAGUGAUUGGCAGGGGUUCUCUUCAUCGAAUUGGAGUUGAUGUCAUGUCAAUAUAUUUGGCUUGACUCCGCGUUU
Messenger RNA from Exophiala viscosa, 2382 nucleotides. RefSeq names its product general substrate transporter. The transcript is spliced from 3 exons. NCBI's taxonomy places the organism in Eukaryota, Fungi, Ascomycota, Eurotiomycetes, Chaetothyriales, Herpotrichiellaceae. The record is from RefSeq and is a predicted model, not a curated record. Gene Ontology annotation, biological process: carbohydrate transport; transmembrane transport. The coding region runs from base 415 to 2049 and encodes 544 amino acids. Gene Ontology annotation, molecular function: carbohydrate:proton symporter activity. Gene Ontology annotation, cellular component: membrane.